This is a messenger RNA of Anolis carolinensis (green anole), 3161 nucleotides long. It is a transcript of the gene washc3, whose product is annotated as WASH complex subunit 3. Bases 128 to 730 code for a protein of 200 amino acids. The record is from RefSeq and is a predicted model, not a curated record. The transcript has 7 exons. Gene Ontology annotation, cellular component: WASH complex. NCBI's taxonomy places the organism in Eukaryota, Metazoa, Chordata, Lepidosauria, Squamata, Anolidae. Gene Ontology annotation, biological process: actin filament polymerization; exocytosis.
CGGCUUCCGGUUUCGCAGCACGAGCGGCUGGAAUGCCGAUGGGUCGGGGCGGAGGGUGAUCUCGGGAUCGCUUCCGCUUUCCGAUGCGCUCUUCCGUUGAAGAAGGGGCCUAUGAGCGCCUGCGGGGAUGGACGAGGACGGGCUUCCCCUCGUGGGUUCGGGCAUCGACCUCAGCAAGGUUCCAGCCAUUCAGCAGAAGAGAACAGUGGCGUUUCUAAACCAAUUUGUGGUUCACACAGUUCAGUUCCUUAAUCGGUUUUCCACAGUAUGUGAGGAGAAAUUGUCAGCACUUUCUCUCCGUAUUCAGCAAAUUGAGACUACACUCAAUAUUUUGGAUGCAAAGCUGUCUUCUAUUCCGGGCUUAGAAGAUGUCAAGGUUGAAGUAUCCAGCACCAGCGACAAUAUUACAAAUGGCCCUGUCUCACAACUCCCUAUAGAUCCACAGUCAACAAACAUUUCACCUCAUUCAGAGGGUAGUUCACCUGAAGUUGGACAACAGAAGACAGAAGAAAACACCAAAAAUAUCACAACUGUAGCAAAGGAUCCACGCUAUGCCAGAUAUCUCAAAAUGGUUCAAGUGGGUGUUCCUGUAAUGGCCAUAAGAAAUAAAAUGAUCUCUGAGGGGUUAAAUCCAGAUCUCCUUGACACACCAGAUGCUGCAGUGCCUGAUUGGGAAGAUGAAGCAAACGCAGAAGAAUCCUCUGACAGUGAAUGCUCCUUUAGUGACUAGAGGCUUCAGGAUAUGGGGUUUUGUGGGGUGUAGGCAUCCAUGGUUUUUCUUCAAAGGCCCUUCUCAAACUUUAUUUGUAAAUACUUUAACAAGGAUUGCUGGUGGCUUAAGCCAGAUCAGGUAUGCUUUAAGAAAGAGUAAUGUUGCACUGGGAUCUUCUCAUUGUCUUCCAUAGAGUUUUAAAUGGAGGCCCCAGUUGCUGCUGAAGGGAGACUGGCAGGAUGUGCACUGAAAUUUGAUAUGUGGUGGCCUUUGCUUAGAUUGUGGUUGUUCCAAGAAAGCUCAGGGUGAAGUUAAGGUGUGAGAGAGACUCUCAUGUGUAUAAAGCCAACAAAAUUCUGUCACUCAGACCAUUCUCUGGGCAAAACCUUGUAAAUUACCUCAACAUGUUUUGGCUUUCCCCUCCAUACAGCUAACUAAAUGCUGAUGUAUUAUUUCUUGCACUGUGUUCUUUCAUUAUUGAAUGAGAAUUCAAAAUGCCAUUUACGUAUAUUGGGAUAUACAUACACAUUCUGUUUGUCCCAGCUGCCCCAGCAAUUUAAGGCAUAGGCUUAUGGCCUGGGAGUGACAAAAGAAAAAAAAGAGGAGCGUGGUGGUUCUUUGAAACAAACAAACCUUUAUUCCGUGAGAUGAGACUGCUACACAAAGAUGCUGCACUAUUUUUUCCCAUUGUCUAGCUUUUAGCUCUUAAGGUAACGUAGCAGCAAAAUUUUGCAUUUUGUAUCACUGCCAGGCAAGUCGACAGGACUUUAAUGAGAUUUCUGUGUCUGGUGUAGCAUUUCUUGUUUAGAAUUUUGUUCAUACAUAUUACAAUAAAGCCAAGAAAGAAAGAUUCAGGUUGCCUAUAGGGAGAAACCUUAUUUUCUUAGGGAAUUUUAAUAUAGUAAAGCAAAUAUUUCUGUGACUUAGCAUUUGAAAGGUUGCUACAACCAAACUGCUAAUGGGAAGUACCUGCUUACACACAUGGAGACCUACCACUUAUUUCAAAACAUAUGAGUUACAUUAUUAAAAGAUCUGUUGUUAGGUUUUCAAAGUGGAUGUGUAUUAAUGGAUGGGGAAAGAAGAAUGAGAAAGAGCCUUGGCAAUCAAAUACAAAGGACCCUAAGUAAAUUUUCAACAUUUAGUCCCAUUCAUACUACACAAAUAUAAUGCUCUGAGUCCACUGUAACUGGCAUGACAACACCUCGUGGGAGUUCCGAGCUCAUAGCUGGAAAAGGGAUUGAGGAUCUCUGGUUGAGAGUUUUAGAUGUUUCUCCCUAAACUGCAAAUACCAAGAUUCAGUGGAAUAUUGCCUUGGAAAUUAAAAUGGAAUAUAGGACUAUUCUUGAGGUGAUUUUCAUUGGUGAUCUUAAGUUGCUUUAAGAUGACUUCAUAGUGUACUCUUUGAACAUGCUUUAAAUGUACACAUAUGGGUCCCAUUUGCCAGGCCAAUAAGCCAGAAUUCUAGAGAACCUUAAAAUUCACAAGUAAGAGCACUGCCUAAUUCCUCCUGCUUGGCUUCUCUUACCAACAGAAGUGCCUUCAGUAGCUUUGGACUCACUAGGAAUAGCACUACAUACACCUGAGCAAGUAUUUCUGCUAUAUUGCUGCGAUGAGAAGCUAGACUAUGGCUUGUUUAGAAAUAAGACAGGAGUCUGAUAUGGGCAUAACAGUAAGUUUUUUGUUCCUGAUAGAUUCUUGAUGGUUUUCAUGGGAAGAACCAUACAGUGCGAUUAGAGGAAUAUGUAUUAGCGUCCCUGCAAACCAUAGGAUUCGCCCACACAAACACAAGGACACUGGGGAAAGGAUACUAAUACUAUGUAUACUCAAUAGGAAGCUGCACUUGACCAUGAAUUCCUCAAGCAUGUACAUAUGGCAGAUAGCUGUGUUCACAUCUCACACAUCCUUUAGUUGUUUAACUCAUAUCUAUCAGUUGCUACUUUCCUAGUUGGCCUGAACACAUUGCUACUCAGUUAUUUCCAAUUCGCUUUGUGCAUGCUAACUAUAUGUUAUGUACAAUGAAAGCCAAGAUGGCCAUUGCCCAUAAGUGUUCAGUUUGAAGUUGAGCCAUGAGGGGUCAGGGAUUUAUGGUUCUCAAGUCAAAAGAGUUCCUGCUGCAGCUGCAAAGUCAAAUCUCACACCACUUUUCUGGUUAAGAGAAGACAUUCCAGGGCAUUUGUUUAAGUCUGAAAAUAUGAAUUGUUUUGGAAUAGGUCAAGACAAUUUCUUUCAAGCAACAAAUCUAAGAGUUGAACUCGUAUCUAGAUUUUUUUUCUUUAGAAAAUGCAACUUUCAUAAACCAUAUCUGUUUGUCAGCCUGAAAUUACUUACAGUGGUUACAUUCUUGUUACCAAUGCUGCCUAAUAAUACAAAUAUUGUAUACACUCUGAACUUGAUCCUCUAUAUUUGAAAAGCAUGCAUCCAUAAUUAAAGUUAUCUUUUGUAAAUCAAA